AUGCUGAUGGUACAGACAAACGCGCAGCCCAUGAAGACUAACAAAAUAAAAGGGCCUCCCCCUGUACCUCCCCGGCCUAGCCAGAGCUUAGUGGCUGAAGCUCUGGCCAAAACUAGGAAGGCCGUGACAGAAUCCAAAUCUAGCCUCUCCAAGUCCCGAGCUUCAUCUAAACAAGAUUUAAACAAUGUUACAAAAGCCAAAACUUUGGAAAGAUCGUGUGCCGCAAGCCAACAAAGCGUAUCGUCUAAGGCAAAUGGACUUGCACGAGUCAAAUCUUUUAUUAGGGAUGUUAUAAGUGAUCGUAGCUCAUCUUCAGACGAGAGGAAAUCGAGCGGUCAAAACUCCAGAAGAAGUUCAAGCGAUAGCAAUUCCAUUCAAGGGUCAGCAUCUGCAAAAAGAUCGAAUGAGUCUUUAAACUCUAAAGCGGCAAAAACGUGCAGACAAAUUUUGGUGCGAUCCCUUUCUACCUCAAAUAAGUUAGAUCAAGAUUCUAAAUGCAAAGUUUCAAAGUCGUCCAGUUUUGUAGAGAAAACCCUGCCCUUAAGAAAAGCACCCCCACCACCAUUGUCUCCAAAGCCUAAAUUAAAACCAAUGAAACCUUUACCUGUAAAUAAAAAUGUAUCAAACCAAAAUAAACACAAAAAACAGUUAACCGAACUUAGUCCAUAUUCUCUGCCAGUAGAUGCGAAAAAUGAAUUUGUUGUUGUCCCGGAAGCGCCGUAUGCAACUGUUGACGAAGUUCAAGAAUUUGACGACAGAUUAAGAAAUAGCCCAUCGAGGCAAACUAACAAUGCGUUUGAUACCCAAAACGUUUAUGACAAUUCCAAGAAUGAGGAUCCAAAUAAAAACAGCAAUUCCCUAGAGCGUAAAACUUCCCGUGUAACCGAAAUGCUUAUUUCGGAGAUCCUAGCGGGUCGAAACAAUAACAUAGGCGAAGCGAACACAGUUAUAGAUAAGGGUAAGAAUUCCACGAACUUGACCAACGGCAAUGUUUCGCCCGAUAUCAUGAAGGACAUGAACAAUCAUGAGAUGUUAAUUUAUGAGCUGCAGACAAUGCGAUCUCAGUCCAACGUUCCCGUAACUGUGGAUGAAGAGGAGCCGUCGCAGAAAAGUGAACAGUGUGACUCGGACUCAGAACCUAAUUAUGCUAUGUGCUCGGUGACUAGUGAACAAACAGACGAUACGUAUGAUCAGGCAUAUUCUUAUAUCGUAGAUGACGAUCUUAAAUCUAGGCUCCGUAAGCAAUUUCGUGCUAUCAGCACAAUGUCACUGCAAGGCCUUCCACCUCUGCCAAAAAGCCUGAGCGGAUUCGCAGAAGGGGAAUCCGAUAUUUGCGAGUCGCCCACCAAUAUGGAUGAGGCGCCGCCAACAGACCUCGAUUCACAACUGACUUAUUUAAAGAAGGAAAUGGCCAGUCUGCGACAAUUGGAUUUAUCACUGCUGUCAGAACUCUGGGCGCUUAGUGAGGCGAUGGCGGCGUGGAGGCGACAGCUAGAACGAGCGCCGAGACUCCGCCCCGCACCUCCGCCCCCGCCGCCUCCACACUACCUUCGCACUUAG
This is a messenger RNA of Parnassius mnemosyne (clouded apollo), 1560 nucleotides long. NCBI's taxonomy places the organism in Eukaryota, Metazoa, Arthropoda, Insecta, Lepidoptera, Papilionidae. The record is from the annotation of a GenBank genome assembly.